UUCAUACACAAGUAGUAGUAGUACUCAUAUCGCCUUGCAAUAAUUGAGUAAACAUACUCUACUGCUGCAAAGGAUAUCAAUGGGACCAAUUUCAGUGGAUUACAGCUUAGGUAGUGAUAACCUUGUGUUAUACUCUCACUGCUGCAAAGAAUAUCUAUCAUUUCUGCAAGAUAUCUACCCUUUUUUUGCCUUCAUCCCAGCAACAGCAAGAGAUUUUGAUACAAUCCUUCAUCCUGAACAAACCCACUGGACUUUUGAUCACAACAAACCACAACUCGAAUCACUACUCGAAAAAGCUGAAUCUCUGAUGCAGAUUCUUGAAAAGUCUUCACACACCCAAAUAGCAAGUUUUGAGAGCCAAAUCAGAGAUACAGUGUUUAAAGCAGAGGAUAUUAUUGAAUCACAGAUGGUUCAUCAAAUGCACUCCAACACCGACAGCAAGAGCUUCACCUUUUCCACACCAGAUCUGCAGCAAGUCACUCAAGAGCUUGAUUCUGCAAUGGUGAAGAUGGCGGAGAAGACGAUGACUUCAUCAUCGAGUGGUGCUUCUUCUGAUUUGCAGCAAGCAACUCACCAACUUGAAACUGUGAAGCUCGUGGAAGUGGAGGAAAAGAAUGCUUCUUCCUCGAGAUCUAAGAGUUAUUUGGUGGGAGUUGAUGAAGAUCUGUUGCAGUUGAAGGAUCGUCUCACGAAUAUGGAGAGGAAGGUGGAGAUCACCCCCAUCGUUGGUAUGGGUGGGAUUGGCAAGUCUACCCUUGCCCGAAAUCGUUAUGACGAUGCAUAUAUUGUUUCACACUUUAAAUAUCGUGGUUGGGCUGCGAUUUCACAAGUUCCCAAUACGCGGGAAUUUUUUUUGAGUCUUCUUCGUGGCUCGAAUGAAAAGGUCAACGAUGAACUAAUUGGAUGUGGAGAUUAUGAGUUGAGAGAAAUAUUGCGUAAGAGGUUGUUUGGUCGAAGAUACGUAAUUGUGUUGGAUGAUAUAUCGAGCACGGAUGUCUGGGAUGAGAUAAGGAUGUAUUUCCCUGAUAAUAAUAAUGGGAUUCUGAUGUGGCUUUUUAUGUUGUGAGAUCGAAGAGUAUGCAUCACGUGCAGUUGUUGAACAAGUCUGUGAGUCGGGAUCUACUUUGUUGAAUUAUGUUUGGAGAAGAGGAUUGUCUCGGUGAAUCGCAAGAGGUGGCGGCUAAGAUUGGGAGUGAUUGCAGUGGGCUUCCUCUUGCCAUUCAUGUGAUUGGAGGGCUCUUGUCAAAGGUUGAAAGAUCAAGAGAUGUUUGGGAGAAUCUUUCAAAGCAUGUAAAAAAGCUUCAAUUGUUGAAUCGGAUGGGCAUUUCUCCAAUAUACUUUCCUUGAGUAAUAAUCACUUGCCGAUUUAUUUGAAAUCGUGUUUCUUAUACAUGGGAGUUUUUCCAGAAGAUUAUGAGAUUAAGGGAUCUAGACUUAUGAGUUUGUGGAUAGCUGAGGGAUUUGUGAAAUCCAAUGGAGACAAGUGUUUGGAGGAAGAGGCUAAGAAUUACUUAAAAGCUCUGGUGGAGAGGAAUCUACUCUUGGUUAGACGAAAAAAGUACAAUGGGAAACCAGUGAGUUACUCUAUCCAUGAUCUUUUGAGGGAUCUAUGUUUAAGGAAGGCUAACGAGGAAAAGUUUUUAAACCUCAAGGAUUCCAUGCGCCGUGUAAGUGUUCAGUCAUCAUAUGGAAUGAAAGAUGUGCGUGCUUCUCCCCAAUUGAUGUCACUUGCUCGAUCUCUUAUAUGCACUAGGAUGGAGAUUAAAUUUCCUAUCUUUUCCAUAUUAAGAUUGGUUAGGGUGCGUUAGGGUGCUAGAUGUAAUGGAAAUGGUAUUCGAGGAGUUCCCUGAAGAAAUAUUACAACUUGUCAACCUAUGUUACUUAGCCUUCUCCUGCACUUCGGGUUUUCCUAUUGGAAUAUCAAAAUUGUGGAAUCUGCAAACCUUGAUUUGUGGACAAACGAUAGUGCUUGAUUUGCCAUCUGAAAUAUGGGAGAUGUCUGAGUUAAUUUACCAUAAGAGGCUGCAGUCAAUUUACAAUGUUUGGAUAACUCCUUCACUGAUUAGGCUGUGUUUUUUUGAGAUCUUCCCAAAUGUCAUAAAGUUAGGAAUCUAUUACAUCAAGACACCCAACAUUGAAGUUGAUCUUAGCCAUCUUCGCAAACUCGAAAAUUUAAGAUGUGAUUCUGACUUGGAUGAAGAUGGUAGCCGUUUUCUGAGCAAACUCAGAUUUCCACAUAGUAUUAGAAAGUUUACUAUAUUUGGAUGUGUAGUAUCUCGGUGUUUCUUGACAACUCUAUGUGGACUACCGAAUCUGGAAGUGCUCAAAAUAGGGGAUUGUAUUUUUGAAAGAGACGGAAAGGCAGAGGAAGAAGAGUGGGAGGCCGUAGAAGGAGAUGAAUUCCACUCGCUGCAGUUUCUGUUCCUCGUGUCCUUAAAUAUAGUGCGCUGGAGAGCCGAUGAGACCAACUUCCCUAAACUCCGUGAGCUGCAUGUAAUCAGAUGCAAUGAGUUAGAAGAAAUCCCCAACCCUUAAAACCAUUUACCUACGUGAAUGUGGGGCUUCUGUAGGUGCCUCAGCACAACAAAUUCAGAAGGUGCAGCAAGAGGAGUACGGCAACUACGACCUCAAAGUUUAUUUAGAAGAUUAGAAGCCAAAAGUUUCAGCAAUGCGCAAGAAUCACUCACGGCUCGAGCUGAACAUAUGCACUGCAAUAGAAGAUAUCUGUCUUUUCGCUACAAGAAAUCUGAAAGAAAAAAUGGCAUACAAUCUUCAAUCCCUCAUCACCAUCCUACAACAAACCCUUCAUCCAGAGCAAACCCGCUGGACUUUUGAUCACUGCAAACCAAAGCUCGAAUCCCUACUCCAAAUAGCUGAAUCUCUGAUGCAGAUUCUUGAAAAGUCUUCACACAUCCAAAUAGCAAGAUUUGAGAGCCAAAUCAGAGAUACAGUGUAUAAAGCAGAGGAUAUUAUUGAGUCACAGAUGGUUCAUCAAAUGCUUUCCCACCCAGAGAGUGAGAGCUUGACCUUUUCCACACCAGAUCUGCACCAAGUCACUCAAGAGCUUGACUCUGUUCUGGUUUUGAUGGCUGAGAAGAGGAUGACUUCAUCGAAUUUGCAGCAAGCAACUCAACAACUUGAAUCUAUGAAGCUCAUGGAAGUGGAGGAAAAGAGUGCUUCUUCCUCGAGAUCUAAGAGUGAUUUGGUGGGAGUUGAUGAACAUCUGUUGGAGUUGAAGAAUCGUCUCAUGAAUAUGGAGAAGAAGAUGAAGAUCAUACCCCUCGUAGGUAUGGGUGGUAUAGGUAAGUCCACCCUUGCUCGAAAACUUUAUGAAGAUCCGUAUACUGUUUCUGACUUAAAUUAUCUUGGGUGGGCUGAGAUUUCACAAGUUCCCAAUAUGAAGGAAAUUAUGUUGAGUCUCCUACGUGACCCGGAUGAAAAGGUAAGCAAUGAACUGAAAGGACGUGAAGAUUAUGAAUUGAGAGAAAUAUUGUAUAAGAGAUUGUUUGGGCGAAGAUAUAUGAUUGUGUUGGAUGAUAUUUGGAGCACGGAAGUCUGGGAUGAGAUAAGGAUGUAUUUCCCGGACAAUAGUAAUGGGAGUCGGAUUGUGAUCACCACUAGAGAGUCUAAUGUGGCUUUUUAUGUUGCGGGCUCGAAGAGUCUGCAUCAUGUGCAGCCGCUGAACACGUCUGCCAGUCGGGAUCUACUGUGUCGCAUUGCGUUUGGAGAAGAGGAUUGCCCUGGUGAAUUGCAAGGGGUGGCGGCUAAGAUUGGGAGUGAUUGCAGUGGGCUUCCUCUUGCCAUUCAUGUGAUUGGAGGGCUCUUGUCAAAGGUUGAAAGGUCAAGAGAUGUUUGGGAGAAUGUUUCAACGGAUGUAAAAGCUUCAAUUGUUGAAUCGGACGAGCAUUUCUCAAAUAUAUUAUACUUGAGUUAUAACCACUUGCCAAUUCACUUGAAACCAUGUUUCUUGUAUAUGGGAGCUUUUCCUGAAGAUUAUGAGAGGAUCUAGACUUAAGAGUUUGUGGAUAGCCGAGGGAUUUGUGAAAUCCAAGGGAGAUAAGAGUUUGGAGGAAGAGGCCGAGGAUUACUUAAAAGCUCUGGUGGAGAGGAAUCUACUUUUGGUUAGACGAAAAAAGUACAAUGGGAAACCGGUGAGUUACUUUAUUCAUGAUCUUUUGAGGGAUCUAUGCUUAAGGAAGGCUAACGAGGAAAGGUUUUUAAACCUCAAGGAUUCCAUGCAUCGUGUAAGUGUUCACUCGUCUUCUGAGAUAGAAGAUGUGUGUGCUUCACCACAAACUAUGUCCCUUGCUCGAUCUUUUAUAUGCACUGGGAAGAAGAUUGCGUCUCCUGUGUUUUCCAUGUUAAGAAUGGUUAGGGUGCUAGAUGUAACGGGAAUCGAAUACAAAGAGUUCCCAGAAGAAAUACUUCAACUUGUCAACCUACGCUACUUAGCUUUCUCCUGCACUUCAGUUUACCUAUUGGAAUAUCAAGAUUGUGGAAUCUGCAAACCUUGAUUUGUAGGCAUGGAAUGAUGCUUAGUUUGCCUUCUGAGAUAUGGGAGAUGUCUGAAUUAAGACGUCUCAAGUUGGUAGCGUUAUUUAAAAUUGGGGAAGAAUACAGGUUUAAAUAUGUUCAUAAGAAACUGCAUAAGAUAUUCUUUCUAUGGAUAACUCCUUUAAUGAUUAGGAAUGGUUUCUUUGAUUCCAUCCCAAAUAUCAUUAGCUUAGGAAUCACUUUCAAGGAUUCACCGUACAGUGAAGUUGAUCUUAGCCAUCUUCACAAACUCGAAAUUUUAAGAUGCUAUACCAACAGUAAGAAAGAUGCUUGUCGUUUUCUGCACAAACUCAUAUUUCCAUGUAAUAUUAGAAAGAUAGUUGUAAUUGGAUGUGCAGUAGCUCAGAGUUUCUUGACAACUCUUUGUGCACUACCGAAUCUGGAAGUGCUCAAAAUAAGGUCUUGUAUGUUUGAAAGAGAGGGAGAGGCAGAGGAAGAAGAGUGGGAGAUGGCAGAAGGAGAUGAAUUCCGCUCACUGCAGUUUCUGAGCAUCAUUUCCUUAAAUAUAGUGCGUUGGAGAGCCAACGAGACCAACUUCCCUAAACUCCAGGUGCUGCAUGUGAUCAGAUGUAAGGUGUUAGAGGAAAUCCCCUGUGAUAUUGGAGAUAUCCCAACCCUCCAAACAAUUUUAGUACAUGAAUGUAGUUCUUCUGUCAUGGCCUCAGCGCGAAAAAUUAAGAAGGUUCAGCAAGAGGAGUACGGCAACUACGACCUCAAAGUGCUAAUACGAUAUUAGAAGCCAAAAGCUGAUGCUGCUCUUACAUCGCUUGCAAUAUGCUGCUAAACCUCUCAUGGUUGUCACUCUUGGUAGAUAUGUGAUUGUACCAAUGUUGCUAUUCCUGUUGAUAUUUGUAACUAUUGGGACAUGUGAAGAAGGAUGCAAAUUUAGUAAGCAGUUGGUUUUUGUGAUUUUGUAUCCUUUGUUUUAAAUUUGGCAUCUUUGUAUAUUCCUUGCUCUGUUUUCUUCAAAUAUAUACUAAGUGAUUCAAAUCUCCAAUUUAUUGAUUGACA
Messenger RNA from Salvia hispanica, 5565 nucleotides. The record is from RefSeq and is a predicted model, not a curated record. Lineage: Eukaryota; Viridiplantae; Streptophyta; Magnoliopsida; Lamiales; Lamiaceae.